GAGCCGGGGCCGGAGGAGGGGGCUCCGGAGCCCGGCGUGCUCCAGCCGAGGCUCCUGCCGUGGGAGAGCAGCGCGCGGAGGCCGCGGAAGGACAGGAGCGUGGGAACGAAUGGCGGCUCGCCCUCUCCCUCCGUUUUCCCCGUGCCCCUGCAGUGCCCCCGCAGGGAUGUGUUUCGGGGCUGCCGGCAGCAGUGGCGAGCUCGUCAGGAAGCAGGGCCAGCUGUUCCUCGGGGACUUAGGGAGAGGCGCCCGAGUCCGGCUCCGGCAGCAGGAGCUAAUGAGGCAGAUGGCAGGAGCGAGCCUCUUACUAGCGAACGUGGAUUAGAAAGGAUAUGUCCUUACUGCUUCCAGUUCCUGGUUCCUGACAGCUACCGGGUGCGCCUCAAACCAAAGAUGAAAGUGACUCCACAGAUACAGAAAGUUCUAAAACGAGAGGCAAAGAAUCAUAAGCUUAACAUGAAACAGACAAAGCUUUUGAGAAAGUACAGGGAGUCAAGAAGCAUUCUGCUGGUUACUUGCAAAUCUUGCAACAAAACAAUAAGACAUUAUGGUAAAAGCAGGGAUUUUCUGGCAACCAAAACAAAAAAUUGUGGCACUCCAGGUAUCAAAUCUAACCUGAAGACACCAGAUACAAAAAUUCAGUCUGCAAAGAAAAUGACACCUGUAAGCUGUAGUAGGUUGGGAUCUAAAGGGAACACUCCCUCAUCACUUUCCAGGACACAUGAAUCUGGACAGGCAGCAACCAACUCUGCUUCGAAGACUCCCCGCAACUCCAAAUUUCACUUUUCUAAGCUAAAACGGAUGCUUGACCUAGAAGAAAAAGAGAAAAGCCGGAAGUCGGAUUUCAAAGCCUUCUUGACUUUACUUUAGUUAUAUAUUAUUUCAAAGUAAUAAAGAUUACAGCAAUAAACGUUGCUCCAGUUUUAGUAAA
Molecule: messenger RNA, 931 nt
Organism: Cyanistes caeruleus (blue tit)
Lineage: Eukaryota; Metazoa; Chordata; Aves; Passeriformes; Paridae
Gene: RMP24
Product: ribonuclease MRP subunit p24
Source: RefSeq, a predicted model, not a curated record